Molecule: messenger RNA, 1276 nt
Organism: Plectropomus leopardus (leopard coralgrouper)
Lineage: Eukaryota; Metazoa; Chordata; Actinopteri; Perciformes; Serranidae
Gene: mtg1
Product: mitochondrial ribosome-associated GTPase 1
Biological process (GO): mitochondrial translation
Cellular component (GO): mitochondrion
Molecular function (GO): GTPase activity; GTP binding
Source: RefSeq, a predicted model, not a curated record
AGUGAAGCACAUCAUGAGCCAAACGUCCGGUCCAGUGUAGCAAGAUGUAUUUUUUAGCUUAGUUGAUCUAAAUAAGCCUUUUAAAAAACACAAACCAACGUUAUAUUUCGAUAAACAGCAGGCAUGAAACUGUACGAGGCGCUCCGUAAUGUCAGCAAGUUCAGGACCGUUUUCGACUUUGGCGGACGGGACGUGGCUCACUGGUUCCCCGGACACAUGGCUAAAGGACUGAAGCAGAUGAGAGCCAGCCUCAAGAGUGUGGACUGCAUCAUAGAGAUCCAUGAUGCCAGAAUCCCCUACUCUGGAAGAAACCCUGCUUUUCAGGAAACUCUGGAUGUCAGACCACACCUGCUGAUUCUCAACAAGAUGGACCUUGCUGAUUUGACCAAUGAGCAGAGAAUCAUGAAGACGCUAGAAAAAAACGGGGUGAGAAAUGUUCUCUUCACAGACUGUUUAAAGCAGAGAGAUGAAAACAUCAAAAAGUUGGUGCCAAUGGUGGUGGAAAUUAUUGAGAGCAGUCCACGCUUUAACAGAAAUGAGAAUACUGAUUAUUGCCUGAUGGUGAUCGGAGUCCCCAACGUGGGGAAGUCAUCUCUUAUUAACUCUUUAAGAAGAACAAACUUAAAAAAAGGUCGUGCAUCUAGAGUCGGUGGAGAGCCAGGUAUAACAAGAGCAGUCCUGACUAAAAUACAGGUAUGUGAGCGACCCAUGAUGCACCUGUUGGACACGCCAGGAGUCUUGCCUCCUAAGAUUGAGAGCGUUGAAACAGGCAUGAAGCUGGCAUUAUGUGGAACUAUUUUGGACCAUUUAGUGGGCGAAGACAUUAUCGCUGACUACUUACUUUAUUCUCUGAACAGGCUUGAGAAGUUCAGUUAUGUGGAGAGAUACGACCUCCAAGAGCCGAGCGAUGACAUUCAGCAUGUCCUCAAACGUAUUGCUGUAAAACUUGGAAAGACGCAACGGGUCAAAGCCAUUACUGGAGUGGGGAACAUCACCAUCACUGUCCCAAACUACACAGCAGCAGCUUACGAUUUCAUAAGAGCCUUCAGGAGAGGAGAGCUGGGACGAGUGAUGCUCGACUGAGCUGAGACAUUUUAAUGAAGACAAUCAGAGACUGUUUCUGGACUUUACCAAUGCUACCCCACAAAAGCAUCAUCAAGGGAAGUCCGUCUCUGUCUUCAGGCCUUUGACAUUUCAGUGAAGAGAUGUUUUGUUUAUGGAUGAUGCACCAAAGCACUGUAUCCCUUGUAAAUAAAAGAAUUAAAUUGAUUCAGUA